GUUCUCGAGAGAUGAGCUGACGCAGGACAUCUUCCUUUCUGGUGACGCUGAUGAACAGUAGUGGCAGCUCAAAUCCAACGAAAAGCAGCUUCCGUUGACCGGUCGAGCAACCACUAGUAUGGAGAGAGAUUCUAGUCGCAGCUAGCGGUUUAUUUGAACUUGUUGCGUGAGGCUUCCGCCUCGCGUAGAGUAUCCAACGAGACGAGCAGCAGACUAACUGUAACGGAGCAUGAAUCGAUGAGUUGAUUGCUGGGCAGGAGAGUUUUUUGUUGAUAUGGCUGUGGCUUCUGUAAAAAUCGGAGAGAGUCAUGAGAGUGUCGUUUCGAGAGGUCGCGAUAUUGCUGAGAGAAUCAUUUUUGGCCCAUCAACAACAGCAAGCCCGUACCUCCCGAGCGGCAGAACAAUAGGCGUGCUUUGGACUUGCUCAGAGGGAAAAGGCUUCGAAUAAGUAUUUGGAUCAUUUACAAUUUGGUUUACCUAGCCGCAAGUACUCGUAGUACUUCGUCGUGACAAGAAGGUGGAAGUAUAAAAUCACCAGCAUUUUCAAGAUGGCCGCCACUUCCUCCAGUAGCAACCCCACGGUCAUCCCGGCAGCCCUCGCCCCGGGCAUGACCCUGAAUCCCGGCGCCACGACCGGGCCCCAGCAGACACUCCCCGCGAACGCGACACUGGAACAAGCAACCGCUCUGAUCCCAGCAGCCGGCGCCACAACCGACCAGCAGCUUCAGACCUACAAAAUCCAGCCCGACGGACGGAACCCACUGAUAUCCUGUGCAACUAGAGUAUAUUAUCGUGCGCAUUUGCUACUGCAAGAACACGGCAACACAAAUUCAAAUCUUUAUUCCGGGUUGUAGUACCUCUACCUCUUCCACCAUUUGCAACUGCAUCACAUUUACGACCUUCUGUUUUCUUCUCAGUGAAAGUUGUGACUCAAUUCUUACUUCUACGCCCGAUGCUAGUACUCUUUAGCAAUGCAUACUUGGAGUGUUUCGCGCAUUUCCAGAAACACGGGAAGUUCGGGAUUUUGGAACCAAUAGAGAAGAACCGAACCUCGGCCUGGGAACCGUUUGUCGACGCGAUUCUGCAGCUAUCGAGGGAAAGAAAUAGAGUUAUCGUACUUGUAGUACUGGUGGCUGUCAUGCAUGACAAAAAAUCUUAUGCGUGUGCUCGUGCUGUCAUAUUUUGCAUGGAGUCUUUCAACAUUACUUGUUGAGAAGGCUCAGAAGAUCACUGCGAAGAUGAGCCUUUACGUACGUACGAUGCCAGUUUUCCGAUGCAUAUGAGCAGGGCGAAAACGAUAUCAAAUGCAAAUAUGUCUGAGUUGUCUGGAAGGGUGCAACGUCUGUCAUGCACAUUUUACCUGACUCCUGAUGUCUGUGAUGCAUGCCCUAGCAUCACAGAUUUUAUGAGGGCUUCCUGCUGCCUAUACCGCAUGAGAAAUGCCCUCCCGCCGUGGCAAAAACUGAACCUCUUUUGCUGUUCAUGCAAUACAGAUUUUUGUAGUUUCCAGAGUCAGCAUCUUCACAAGUUCUAGACCCAGACAUAUUUGCAAUGCAUAAACGACAUGAAGCUGGUCACGUCAAAGGACAAGGACGGGGCGGCCUACGUGAGUCCGGAGGGGAAAGAAAUGACAGCAAACGAGUACUGGCGGCAGAAAAAAUACGACGAGUGCAUGUUUAAAUUUGAAGACGACGCGUAUAACUUCGCCAAACAACGCUACAAACUGGAACUUCUCCGGUUGAACCGCGGCCACGACAGCAUGGACGGUGGAGCGCUGUGGUUGGGCAGAGCAUUGAUUUGCAAGGACACGGUAUAUGCUACUGUAGUAGUUGUUUCGUGUUGAUUUCUCAGCGUAUUGUGUUUGUCGUUUGAUGUAGUAAUAGCGAAUAUAUUGAGUUUUUUCAUUCUUUGUAGCUUACACGCAUAAAGUUGUUCGUAGGCAUCACGCACAAGCGCAACUUUUGCUCUGAAAAGGAGCUGAUUUUACAUGUUUUAUGAUGCAGUUUCUUGAUACAAGUGUGAUUUCUGAAAAUUUACAUUUCUGCAAAAUGUCGUUUAUUUUCCCAUAUGCAUCAAAACGCAGGUAUGGCUCGCGUUGUGGGGCAAAUCCAUGAAUCGGUUCACCGUGGUGUUGGAUACGCUGCGACAGCGAAACGUGUUCUGUGACACGCGGAUGGAGUAUCGACCCCCGGUGGUGCUGCCGAGGCCCUUCAUGCAGCUGACGCUGAACCACACCGAGCGACCCGAGGUCUUGAAAGAAUUGGUGAAUUUUGCGCUGAACGGGUUGCCAAUACACGUCGUGGACCUGCGGGACGGUUACAACUGAAGAAAAGUUUGUUAACAUUCGCGAAUAGAGUAAGCAUUAGCCACAUGAUGCUGUUCUGUUUCGGUUUGCUUUAUGGAAGAUUGAUGUAGAACAAGCGAGCUCUACUUUGUGGUUUCUGUUACUCCACCUUGUACGAACUACCUCAUUGAACUUUCGAACUACUACUAGAGAAUACAAUAGCUGUCCUGUGACGUACACGUAUCUCUACUUUAUUUUAUCAAGCUUCGUCCGACGUAUAAUCCACCUCGUUUUUACCUUCUUCUCUCGAACUUGUGAUUUCCCCUUUUACCGCUUCGUCCUGUGAGGAAUACGUAAAUUGCUGCACUCACCACAAAGCAGACGUAUUUUAUGUGCCGGAUGUGGACGAGAGCGAGAGCCGGAGAGCUGCGACUGCGAGAAUCCUGAGUUUACCAACUUUAUUCUUCUUACUAAACUACCCAGAAAAAUUAUCGUGCCUGUCGCCCCUCGCUCUCGUGCUCUCUGUGAUACAGAACUGAUGUCAUGUAUAAGUACUACCCGAUAUUACAGUUCAACUACUCAAGGACUCUCGACGAAUAUAGAUGAAAUGGUAAUCUUCAUCUUCGACUGAUGAUGUAGAUGGCAGCCGACAGAACUAGAGGCGUAGCUCAGGCGGCCCUCCAGGAGGGUUCGCGUCGACGUGGUCCCCUCGUCGUUUGUUC
Messenger RNA from Amoebophrya sp. A120, 3006 nucleotides. The record is from the annotation of a GenBank genome assembly. Lineage: Eukaryota; Dinophyceae; Syndiniales; Amoebophryaceae.